Hibiscus syriacus is the source of this 1433-nucleotide messenger RNA. RefSeq names its product pollen receptor-like kinase 1. Gene Ontology annotation, biological process: protein phosphorylation. The record is from RefSeq and is a predicted model, not a curated record. NCBI's taxonomy places the organism in Eukaryota, Viridiplantae, Streptophyta, Magnoliopsida, Malvales, Malvaceae. Gene Ontology annotation, molecular function: protein binding; protein kinase activity; ATP binding. Bases 1 to 1410 code for a protein of 469 amino acids. The transcript is spliced from 3 exons.
AUGACGGAUGAAGGCGAAGACGUUGACCUCCACAAUCUUUUCAUCUCUUUCAUAUCCGUCCAAAUCCCACCGAUUCUCCAUUUUUCCCCUUUUGGUUCCAUCCCCCAUUGCUCGAAUUCCCACCAUUCUUCCGCAUUGCCGGUUCCUGGCGAAGGGCGCGCAUGCGCCGCCCUCCAUCACCGUGCCUCCUCCAUGACCACCACCUUCCUCCACCUCCAACUCAUUAUAUUCCCAAUUCUAUUCGUUUCUUCUUCUCAUUCGUUAUCCGAACCCGAAACCCUCUUGAAAUUCAAAUCCUCUUUGACCUACGCCGACAAUUUAGAUUGGGAAAACAACGACACGCCGCUGUGCGACGCCCACCGCUCGAGUUGGAUCGGCGUUGUCUGCUUGAACAGCUCCGUUCUGGGUCUGAAACUCGAGGGCAUGGGAUUAUCCGGCACCAUCGACGUCGGCGUAUUGUCCGGGUUCUGGAACUUGAAAUCCCUAAGUUUUAUGAACAAUAAUUUCGAGGGUACCAUGCCGGAUUUUAGAGAAAUUACGACAUUGAGAUCGCUUUAUUUGUCAAAUGCAUUCCGAGGUCUGGUUAGGAUGAUGAAGCUGUAUCUAUCGGAAAAUAGGUUUACGGGCAAGAUUCCUUCGUCGAUGUUAGGUCCUCCUAGGCUUAAAGAGCUCAAACUUGAUUGGAAUCAAUUUUCGGGUCGGAUACCGGAUUUUCAACAGACGAACCUACAAGUGGCGAAUCUCUCCGAUAAUGAAUUGGAUGGUCCUACACCUGAAAAGCUUAGAAAGAUGGAUGCAUCCACGUUUUCAGGCAAUGAAGAUCUCUUUGGACCACCAUUGAAGACAGAAUGUAACCCUCCUUCCCCUUCCCCCAGCCCCUCCACCGUCGCACCUUCCGCUGCGACCGCCGCUUCACUCGACCCCACCAAGACACCAUCAUCAACAUGGCUUAUCAUCAUCAUUUUCUUAGCCGGGACACUAUUCAUAUUCUCCUCACUCACCCUCCUCUUACUCGGCCAGAACGGAGACCGACCACCAUCAUCUGUGAAGGCUCCGCCUCUUAAAUCGAAGAAGAAAACGGAGUCGGUGAAACUCUGUUUCUUGAUGGACAAUAGGGAGAAUUUCGAUCUGAUGGAGUUGCUGAAAUCCUCGGCGGAGGUGUUGGGGAGUGGAAGCUUCGGGGCGUCGUACAAGGUGGCAACACCGACGGGGCCAACGGUGGUGGUGAAGAGGUUCCAACAGAUGAACAACGCCACAAAAGACGAGUUUCAUCAACAUAUGCGAAGCUUGGGGAGCUUAAGACACGACAACUUGCUUCCCAUCAUUGCUUACUUCUACCAGAGGGAGGAGAAGCUUAUUGUCUCCGAUUUUGUUCACACCGGAAGCUUGGCCGUUCAUCUCCAUUGUUAGUCACUCAUUACUUUGAAAAUCAU